Molecule: messenger RNA, 1320 nt
Organism: Durusdinium trenchii
Lineage: Eukaryota; Dinophyceae; Suessiales; Symbiodiniaceae
Source: the annotation of a GenBank genome assembly
AGGCUCAAGUCAUUGGAAACUCUCAAUGCCGGCCUUUGUGUACAUCGAUCAACGCAGCUGAAGCACAGGCAGACCUGUGGUUGCUGGGUUGAAACGGGCUCAUGACAGUCAUGGCCUUGCUCAGAAUUUGCCAAGUCGCAGGCCUUGCCAGACUUUGUGCAGCAAGUUCGUGCCAGGCCGACUCAAGAUGUUCAGAGUCAGAGGAGCUUCUUGCAGUGGAGGAUGAGGCGAUAGCUACUUCAACCCUUCUUUUGCAAGCCAAUCUUCAUCAGUCACGGGUGUCAACGGCCAUGAGCCUCCUAGAGGCUCGGCUUCCGCCUGGCAUGCACAGUUUGCUGAGUCGUCUGAAAGAAGCAGAAGAGGGCUCACAGUCUGACAGUGUGGUUGCCAACCUGACAGAGAUCCCUGAGGGAGUCCAUGAACUCAGGCCUGUCCUGCAGAUGGUAAACACUGGAAAGGACGAGUCGGAUCCAGUGUGGGCGAGUGUGCAUGAGCUGAUUGGCAGGUAUUUGAAGAAUACCAACGCUGAGAACGAGCAGCUCUACCAGAUUUGCCAGAGUGGGGACAUGGAGCAGUACACCAAGAAAGCGUGUGCGAAGGCUGAUCGCCAAAAGCUGCUGAAUGGUGUUCCAACUGACCGCUACUAUUGUGGCACCCACAACUCUGGGAUCAAUUGGGGCACCAUGAAGGUGGAGAACCUCUGCAAAGCCGAAGUUGGAUCCGCCUAUACGCUGAAAGGGCUUUGCGGUAGCCUCAGCAAGAAGCAGCUUGUGUUGAACUUCUUGUCCGGGGUGCACAAGUGGAAGGAGGAUCCCAGAUAUAUGAACAUUCCGUCGGUGGCCUGCAUUAUGGGCCUGGCAGACUGCGACAUUCACUUUUGCCAGCACUGCUCCUGGGUGGGCUGUGCCAACAAUGAGACCGCUCGCUGAGGGGGCGGACUGACCGAGGUUUCACUUCAGCUGAGACGAUCAGCUGACACAUGAAAACACAAAGGAAAACCAUUGAACCGGCGUCUGCACAUCAUCCAAGCUUGCCGGAAAUCUGCAUGAUGGCUCCUUUUGCAGAUGGGACUGAACCGUCACGAUCUGGAUUUCGGCUGACCCACCUUCCCCGGGUGGUGUGGCAAAAGACGAACGAAUCAGAUCGGGGAGCCAUGGCGACCCAAGCGGACAAUGGAAAAGAGUGACGUUCUUGAAAUAUUUGUAUGGGAAUCUGCCAACACUUAGAGCCCCAGCACCAUACAGCUUGACCUGCCGGUCGCCUGGUCAACCAAUGUAUCCCGGUUUUGACUCCUCCUCUACUAGCAUCACCCACCGAAGG